Molecule: messenger RNA, 2244 nt
Organism: Papaver somniferum (opium poppy)
Lineage: Eukaryota; Viridiplantae; Streptophyta; Magnoliopsida; Ranunculales; Papaveraceae
Product: subtilisin-like protease SBT1.4
Exons: 1
Coding region: 1-2244 (747 amino acids)
Biological process (GO): proteolysis
Molecular function (GO): serine-type endopeptidase activity
Source: RefSeq, a predicted model, not a curated record
AUGUGGAGAAUGAAAACUUCAUUAUUUUGGAGAGUUUCGGUAUUAUUGGUGUUCACUGCACUGAUCAUCCCAUCCUAUUCUCAGGAUCAACUCUCUGAUCAUGAUCAUGAACAGCUAAAGACUUUCAUAGUGUUUGUUUCUAAAUCGGACAACCCUUCGGUUUUUAGCUCUCAUCUCGAUUGGUAUAGUGCAACUCUCGAAUCUCUCUCACCUUCACCAAUAUCAUCAGUAUCUUCAGAUCAUUAUGAAUCUCCUUCUCGAGAAAUCAUGUACAGUUACGACCACGUAGCUCAUGGUUUCGCAGCCAGACUAACACCUUCUCAAGCAUCUCAUCUCGAAAGCUUACCAGGCAUACUCUCCGUCAUCCCUGACAGUUUUGUCGAACCACAUACUACUCACUCUCCUCAGUUCCUUGGGCUGAAUGACGGUUAUGGUCUUUUACCUAAUUCAAGUUACGGAGAGGACGUCAUUAUCGGUGUUUUCGACGGUGGUAUCUGGCCGGAACAUCAAAGUUUUAAUGACUUUGGUUUAACUCCUGUUCCAAAACGAUGGAAAGGUACUUGCCAGACAGGGCCUGACUUCCCUUCAUGUAACAGGAAGUUAAUCGGUGCUCAAGCUUUUUACAAAGGAAUUGAAGCACAUCUCGGUCAUAGAUUUGAUGCGGACGGUAGUAAAGAUUCAAGAUCUCCGAGGGAUACUAGCGGACAUGGUACACAUUGUGCAGCUACUGCCGCUGGAUCUCCAGUCAUGAACGCCGGGUUUCAUAACUAUUCCGUUGGAGAAGCCAAAGGUGUUGCAACUAAAGCUAGAAUUGCUGCUUACAAGGUCAUGUGGAAGGGUGGAGGUGUUACUUCUGAUUCUCUAGCUGGUUAUGAGCAAGCUGUAAAAGAUGGAGUUGAUGUGAUGUCUAUAUCAUUAGGUGAUGGCUAUGGUACUCCAUACCACCGAAGUCCAAUAGCCAUUGGAACUUUUGGUUCAAUGGAGAAGGGAAUUGUGGUUUCUCUUGCCGCUGGAAAUAAUGGAGCUAAAGGUCCGAAAAUAGUUGGUAAUUCCGCACCGUGGAUGUUGACGGUCGGAGGAUCAACUAUUGACAGGGAAUCUCGUGCCGAUGUGAUUUUAGGCGAUGGCCAAAUUAUCCCAGGUGUUUCAUUGUAUUAUGGAUAUCCAAUACCAUACAAUACUACUUACUUAGAGAUUGUUUACAUUCAAAAAAGUGACGGUUCUUCUAACAAAUGCUUACCAGGAUCCUUAAGUGCUACUCAAGUUGCUGGAAAAAUUGUAGUUUGUAAUGCUGAUCUUAAAAAUCCUGCAGUGAAAAAAGCCAGCGUUGUCAGGGAAGCUAGGGGUGUUGGAAUGAUUCAUGUCCAAACGAUCGACCAGUUCGAAGCAUUGGGGGCGAGAAACUAUCCGAUUCCAGCAACUGAAGUCACCAAAAGUUUUGGCUUGAGGAUUAUUACAUAUAUUACUAGUAACAGGAAAUAUGAUAAUAAACCAACAGCUAAAAUCAUGUUCCGAGGAACUGUAACUGGAUCUUUUUCUUUGUCGCCCGCUCCUAAAGUUGCCACCUUCUCUAGCACAGGUCCGAAUCCGCUAAUCCCGGAGAUUCUCAAACCAGAUGUUAUUGCACCUGGGGUAAAUAUCUUGGCUGCUCGGUCCGGUUCUGAUGCUGAAUUUGUAAUGAUGAGUGGUACUUCCAUGGCAUGCCCUCAUGUUAGCGGAUUGGCUGCACUGCUUCGAAAUGCAUUUCCCAAGUGGUCUCCUGCUGCUAUCAAAUCCGCUCUAAUGACAACUGCUUAUACUGUUUACAGUUCAGGUAAGUAUAUUACUGUUAUUAAUAAGACUGCUGGUGUCAAUGGAAAAAUUUCAACACCAUUCCAACAUGGGUCUGUACAUGUCGAUCCAAACAAAGCUCUAAAUCCAGGUUUGGUGUACGAUAUUACUCCUAGUGAUUAUGAAGCUUUUCUUUGCACGAUUGGGCACAACAAAAGACAGAUUAAACAUUUUGUCAAGGAUAGAGAGGUUGAUUGUGAUUUCGUCAGGUUAUCUACCGUAGGUGAUCUAAACUAUCCUUCAUUUUCUGUUGUUUUUGAAUCUGCUGAAAAAUCUCAAACGAUGAAGUAUAAGAGAGUGGUUACGAAUGUUGGAAUUUCAGCAGAUGCAAUUUACAAACUGAAAAUUAGAUCACAAACACCGUAUGUUAAGAUCAGUGUUUCGCCAACUAACUCGUGUUCAGUAAGGGUAUAA